UAUUAAGAACAUCAAUCUCAAUUAACACUUUCUACUUAACCUUCUAAUUCAACACCUUCAUUUCUUCACAUAUGAUCUAGUAGUUCUAUCUUGAGGUAAUUCAAGAUGACUACCGCUCACAGACCCACCUUCGAUCCCGCACGUGGAAAAGAAGCUCUCCGAGGACCAGCCUACCACCAACGUCUCCUCCCAGCGCACACGAAGCUAAAGUUCCGUCAACCCGGCCAAGGAGGCGAUGCCGACGAGCCACGCGAUCUACGUGCUGAACUCCUCGCAGCUGAAGCCGCACACUUCGCGAAGCAGAACGGCGGUGCACUACCCGAUGCUGCCGAUGAGACAGAACCUACUACCAACGCCGCGAAGCGACCUCUAGAGUUGACAUCGCAAUCGGAUGGUGAUGGCGGAGGUGAAGAAGAUCCGGAGGCCAAACGGCGGCGCAUAUUAGAGGAGUCGCGUGAUAUAGACGCGGAUUCAGAAGAAGACGAGGAUGAUGAUGAUAGUGAAGAAGAUAGUGAUGACGACGAAGAUGAGGAGGCAGAGUUGCAACGGGAGCUUGAGAAGAUCAGGCGCGAGCGAGCAGAGAAACGUGAAAAGGAAGAACGAGAGAGAGCUGCGGCGGAAGAAGAGGAGCGAGAACGAGAUAUUGCGCUGGGCAAUCCGCUGUUGAAUCCUAAGAAUUUCAACAUGAGGCGAAGAUGGGACGACGAUGUCGUUUUCAAGAACCAGGCGAGAGGGACCGAAGACAAGGGCAAGAAAAAGGAGUUCAUCAACGAUCUUCUACGAUCGGAUUUCCACAAGCGAUUCAUGAACAAAUACGUAAGAUGAGAUGUACGACACAGGGAAUGUUACUUUGCUAGGAG
Messenger RNA from Hypoxylon trugodes, 860 nucleotides. RefSeq names its product Pre-mRNA-splicing factor Cwf15/Cwc15. The coding region runs from base 106 to 825 and encodes 239 amino acids. Gene Ontology annotation, molecular function: RNA binding. Gene Ontology annotation, cellular component: catalytic step 2 spliceosome. Gene Ontology annotation, biological process: mRNA cis splicing, via spliceosome. NCBI's taxonomy places the organism in Eukaryota, Fungi, Ascomycota, Sordariomycetes, Xylariales, Hypoxylaceae. The record is from RefSeq and is a predicted model, not a curated record. The transcript is spliced from 3 exons.